UGCACGAGCCUCGAGAUGCUCGCCUUGAACGACAACGCCUUCACCGGCGGCGUCCCGAGGGAGCUCGGCGCGCUCUCUAUGCUCCACAAGCUCUACAUUUACCGGAACCAGCUCGACGGCACCAUCCCAAAGGAGCUUGGGAGCUUGCAGAGUGCUGUGGAGAUUGACCUGUCGGAGAACAAGCUCGCUGGAGUCAUCCCCCGUGAGCUUGGGAACAUACAGACCCUCCGGCUGCUCCACCUGUUCGAGAACCGCCUGCAAGGUGGCAUCCCGCCGGAGCUCGGCCAGCUGAGUGUCAUAAGGAGAAUAGACCUGUCCAUCAACAACCUCACCGGCGCAAUUCCCAUGGAAUUACAGAACCUCACUGGCUUGGAGUACCUGCAGCUGUUUGACAACCAAAUCCAUGGUGCCAUCCCUCCUUUGCUGGGAGCAAGCAGCGCACUCUCGGUGCUCGACUUGUCGGACAACCGCUUGACGGGUACCAUCCCCCCUCACCUCUGCAGGUACCAGAAGCUCAUCUUCUUGAGCCUGGGGUCGAACCGUCUCAUCGGUAAUAUCCCUCCGGGUGUCAAGGCUUGUAAGACCCUAACGCAGCUCCGGUUGGGAGGCAACAUGCUAACUGGGAGCCUGCCCGUCGAGCUGUCACUGAUGCAGAAUCUCUCGGCGCUUGAGAUGAACCAGAACCGGUUCUCUGGCCCGAUACCGCCUGAGAUCGGCAAGUUCAGGAGCAUAGAGAGGCUGAUCUUGUCGGAUAAUUACUUUGUUGGACAGAUGCCUGCUGGCAUUGGCAACCUGACGGAGCUUGUCGCCUUCAAUAUAUCAUCGAACCAGCUAAACGGACCGAUUCCCCGGGAGCUGGGAAGGUGUACAAAGUUGCAGAGGCUUGAUCUCAGCAGAAACUCCUUCACCGGCCUCAUUCCUCAGGAGCUCGGCACAUUAGUGAACCUGGAGCAGCUGAAGCUAUCUGACAAUAGUAUGAAUGGUACCAUUCCAAGAAGUUUUGGAGGCCUUGCCCGGCUCACAGAGCUGCAGAUGGGAGGCAACUGCCUGUCUGGUCAUGUGCCGGUUGAGCUUGGCAAACUCAAUACCCUCCAGAUUGCUCUAAAUGUCAGCUACAACAUGCUAUCUGGGGAGAUCCCAACUCAACUAGGGAACUUGCGCAUGCUGGAGUACCUGUUCUUGAACAACAAUGAGCUUGAAGGAGAGGUUCCUUCCUCAUUCAGUGAACUCUCAAGCCUUAUGGAGUGCAACCUUUCUUACAAUAAUCUUGUUGGGUCACUUCCCAGCACUACGCUGUUUGAGCACCUGGACAGCAGCAACUUCCUUGGGAAUGAUGGUCUAUGUGGUAUCAAAGGCAGAGCUUGUCCAGCUUCGUCAAAGUCAUCCUAUGCAAGCAGGGAAGCAGCAGCGCGGAAGAAGCGGUUUCUCAGAGAGAAGAUCAUCAGCAUUGCCUCCAUCGUCAUCAUAUUAGUUUCGUUGGUGCUGAUUGCAGUUGUUUGCUGGCUUUUAAAAUCCAAGAUACCGAAGCUUGUAUCCAGUGAGGAGCGCAAGGCUGGGUUCUCUGGUCCUCACUACUUUCUCAAGGAGCGAAUAACCUAUCCGGAGCUUUUGAAAGCGACCGAGAGCUUCUCAGAGAGUGCUGUCAUUGGAAGGGGUGCUUGUGGUAUAGUUUAUAAGGCUGUCAUGCCUGAUGGUCGGCGAAUUGCAGUUAAGAUGCUCAAAUGUCAGGGAGAAGGCUCCAAUGUAGACAAAAGCUUUCGAGCCGAGAUAACUACCCUUGCAAAUGUCAGGCACCGCAACAUCGUCAAACUAUAUGGUUUCUGCUCCAACCAGGACUCCAACCUUAUACUGUAUGAGUACAUGGAAAAUGGUAGCCUUGGAGAGUUGCUUCACGGUAGCAAGGACGCGUACCUGCUGGACUGGGACACCAGGUAUCGUGUCGCCUUUGGGGCUGCUGAAGGCCUACGAUAUCUUCACAGUGAUUGCAAACCAAAGGUGAUUCACCGUGACAUUAAGUCCAAUAAUAUACUGCUCGAUGACAUGAUGGAGGCUCAUGUGGGAGACUUCGGUUUGGCAAAAAUUAUUGACAUUUCCAACAGCAGAACAAUGUCCGCUGUAGCCGGUUCAUAUGGUUACAUUGCCCCAGAGUAUGCUUUCACCAUGAAGGUUACUGAAAAGUGUGAUAUCUACAGUUUCGGGGUGGUUUUGUUGGAACUAGUGACCGGGCAAUGUGCAAUUCAGCCUCUUGAGAAAGGAGGAGAUCUUGUCAAUUUGGUGAGGCGGACAAUGAAUAGCACGGCACCAAAUUCGGAAGUUUUCGACAACAGACUCAAUCUGCACUCAAAGAGGGUUGUGGAAGAAAUGACUCUCGUACUGAAGAUUGCAUUGUUCUGCACCAGUGAAUCACCAUUAGAUAGGCCUAGCAUGCGAGAAGUGAUAUCCAUGUUGAUCGAUGCUCGAGCCUCCUCUUGUGAUUCAUUCUCAUCUCCAGCAUCGGAGCCAGCUACCGAAGAUGAUUCUCCUUUUAAGGUUUAGAGGCAAACAUCUUCAAGCUUUUACCACUCAUCUAUCCAGGGAGUAUUCAAUGAUUAAGUUGAUAGCUGAAGACCAUUUAGUGUAUGUCCUGAGCUUCUGGAAACCGUCUCUUUACGUGGCUUCCCGAUGAAAAAGGACAUCAUCUUUCUGAUUUCUGAGCAAGAUAAAGUCCCCAGGCAGGUGGGCAAUCUCUGGAUUUAACCACUGGUUGAAGCAUUUGAGGUUGAAUAUACUUACUUCAGCUACAGCUCUUCCAGUGGAGGCAAAUAAUUCAAGCUGUUCGUUUCAUGGGACACCCAAGGAUAGGUAGAUAGGUUCAGGUCUGAAAGUUAAACAGAUCCACUGGCCUAAGGAUGAUACAGUAGGAUUAGCACUGCAUUGCACAUAUUGCCAUAGACUCACUUGACAUCUGGUACAUGUUACUAUUAAGCUACUGAGAUCACCAUCAAAAUAACAACUGGACAAGAUUCUGAACUAACUGAAGAUAGCUCGCUUGCCUUUUAUGGUACGCGCUUCAGAAUACUAA
Lolium rigidum is the source of this 3061-nucleotide messenger RNA. Its product is annotated as leucine-rich repeat receptor-like serine/threonine-protein kinase At1g17230. Bases 16 to 2535 code for a protein of 839 amino acids. The transcript has 3 exons. Gene Ontology annotation, biological process: hormone-mediated signaling pathway; protein phosphorylation. The record is from RefSeq and is a predicted model, not a curated record. Lineage: Eukaryota; Viridiplantae; Streptophyta; Magnoliopsida; Poales; Poaceae. Gene Ontology annotation, molecular function: protein binding; ATP binding; protein kinase activity. Gene Ontology annotation, cellular component: plasma membrane.